This is a messenger RNA of Saccostrea cuccullata (small rock oyster), 2530 nucleotides long. RefSeq lists its product as uncharacterized. The record is from RefSeq and is a predicted model, not a curated record. The transcript is spliced from 19 exons. Lineage: Eukaryota; Metazoa; Mollusca; Bivalvia; Ostreida; Ostreidae. Bases 38 to 2530 code for a protein of 830 amino acids.
CUUCGUUGUUUACAUUCUUUAAAACCGAAAGUAGAAGAUGGCCGAAAAACAGUACAAGGUUUCAGGAAAGAUGAUGGGAGACAAAUCUGCCGUGGUUUCCGAUAGGCCAAUUAAAACACUUCUUAGCGACUCAAAGAUAUCAGCAUAUAAACAAAAACUCCCAGAAGGCUACAUUGAAGCAGCAAAGAAACAAUACUCAUCAUUACUUUCAGAUUUGGAGAAGCUCAAAACUGCUCACCCACAACAGUUUAAGAUGUUAGAGAUGAACAGAAAAGAAAAACUCACAGAGAAAUCAAAAGAAAAGAAAGGGGAUGUUGGAGGAGAUCUACAUAAUAAGGAUCAGUCAGUCAUUGCUAUAUAUACACUGCUACAAAUAGUAGAGGCAUCAGAGAGAGAAUGGGAUGAGUUACACUACCUUUUGAAUGCCAGAUAUUUCCUCAAAGAGAAACCGAAAAGUCAGCAUGAAGACCAUCAAUCACAAGAUUCCCACAAACACGAAACCAAAGGUGUUUCACAAACGCUACCAUCUUCAAAACAAGGAUCAAGUUAUAACAUAAGUACAGAAGUAAAACGUGAUCCGACUUUUUCAGCAUCUUGCAAAGAGGUUUUAAAUAAGAAAAAUGCAUCAGCACGAAAUCCUGGCUUAGGCCAAACUGAAGAGCAGCGAGGACUCUUACAGAAACAGAAGAGUCAGUCUGUAGGACCACAACCGCGCACUGACCACGAAAACGAUACAAAAAGUGUUUUACAAACACAUGAUGAUACGAAAAAGCUGCAAUCUUCAAAACAUGAAUCGAGGUCUGACACACACACUGAUGGGAAAGCAGUGCAGACUUCGUCAGCAUCUUUCAAAGAGGAUUCAAAUAGUAGAAAUGUAACAACACAGGGUGCUGGUGACUUGGAGCAAACAUGCCAUGGUUUUACUGAUGAAAAUCGAGAACGGAUACAGCUACCAUCUUCAAAUCAUAAAACACAAGGGUCAGGAUCUAACAUACAUAACGAAGGAAAGAGUGUGCAGACUUCAUCUUUGAGAGAGGUUUCACAUAGUACAGAUGUACCUUCACAGAAUGCUGGCAAAUUCAGCCAUACACACCAUGUUUUUACUGAUGAACAGCGAAAACAAAUAAAGCAUGAAGAAACUUUUAUUGAGAGUGAUAGACCUAUUUCCAUCAUUCUUUCACAAAUCAAAAGCGCAGAAUUGCAAAAAGCACUAGAGGAAUACAGAACACUUCGAGAUAAAGAGAGUCAAUUAUACAAGGAUAGAGAAAUAAAGAAUACAUGGGAAACACCAUCUGAUAUAAAUGAUGUAACUGAUGAACAGAAGAGUAAAUCGCCACAUCUGUUCAACAUCUUGAAGAAUCUGAAAGAUAAGACAACAGAUGCUGCAAAGAAAGUGUGGACUGAAUUUAUCAAGUUGACUGAUCAUACUACACCGUCUAGGAAGCAGGAGACAGCAAGUCAUCAUACGCAUCAUAUAGAUGUUCCUUCUGCUUCGAUGACAGAAAUUUCAAAGCAUCCGUCACACUCGGAAAGAGUGCAGCUUAGACCCACAGAAAAGCUGUUUCAAAGGAUAGAAAUGCAGCAUGGAAAAGGAAAAUAUGAAAAAGCGAAGGGACAGUUUUAUCUCCUGGUGAAAAGGGAUGCUAACUUUAAACGGAAAUUUCCUGAUAAAUACAGUGAGCUACAAGUGUUUAUGGAUAAACCUGAAGAUUAUCAAUAUAGUCCAUAUCAGUGUUUGUAUGAUGUUUUGAGUAAAGUAACAAAGAAAGACCCCUUAUAUGAUAAAGUAUGGAAGGAGUAUUUCUUUCUUGUGACGUCAGAUCAACAACACAUUAUAGCUGAAAGUUGUGGACAGGUAUUUAAAUCUGUAUAUAAAAAAGAUAUUGAUUCCGUGGUCGUGCCCCGAAAAUCAUACGAAGAACUGCAAAACGAACUUGUUGAAAAAAUAAAACAGAUAGAGGAGUUAACCACAAGACUUAGUAAAUUUGCAAGUCAGCAACUAACAGCAGGUAAUCCUAACAUUGCUGACCUGAGUGAUAAACACCGGCCCACUAAGAUCGGCGAGCUGUAUAGUGAGUUGUACGACAAUGAAUGGUCGGAGGUGUUCGAAGUGAUUAAAGCCCUUAGACAUCCAAACACUGAGGAGUCCGAGACAGAGUACUUUGAAGAUGUCCUUAAUACUCUGAAAGAUAUUUUAAUGGCUGCUUACGAGUUCUCUGCCGAAAAAAUAGAGUCACAUCUUGGCGAUCUUAAAAACAUUAUGCUUUGUUCAAUAACUUGCAGCAAGGAGAAAGGGACAAAAGAUGAAAGUACAAGGGAAGAACAGAAAAACACGGAAUACGGCCGCUUUGUAACUGAACACGCAAGAAAAUACACUAAAGAGUCAGCCGCUUACACCAUCAGAGAAGCCGCAAAGGUUUUCCAAAAGGAACGUUUGGGUCUAAUUUUUAAAGAAAAAUCCGGUGAUCCCAAAUUAGCUGCAUACGUCGACAAAUGUAUCACAACUGGUACAUUUUUAAAGGAAAUGUAA